Podarcis muralis (Common wall lizard) is the source of this 2023-nucleotide messenger RNA. Lineage: Eukaryota; Metazoa; Chordata; Lepidosauria; Squamata; Lacertidae. The record is from RefSeq and is a predicted model, not a curated record.
CCAGCAUUCCUCCUGUGUCUAAGAUUAGCUGGAGCUGCUUUGCAUGGUGUAGGCUUUGGAGUGGGGGGAGGAGGAGGAGCAGCCACUGCCGAAGCCUAUAUUUACUCUUGGGAGACCCAUGGGCAAAAUCCGUUUAAAUGCUUUUUAAGAGAUCUUGGAUCCCCAGCAGCAACUGCGCCUCGGGGUGUUGCAAAAGCUCAGAGUUCACCGGAGAACCCCCCUGGCAUUACACCUAGCCACCCAGGAAGGAGGAAGGCUUCGGGACUUGUGCCCCAAAGAAGAUAAAGGACAAACUCUGCAAGAUCCACUUGUCCCAACAUGAGAAGAGAAUGGAACAGAUGCAACAGAGGUCAACAGAGGCUUGUGUGUUGCAUACUUAAAAACUAUACCCCCUACUGACGGAGGCUUUAGAAGCAAUAUCCUCCUUCGACAGUAACGAUGACCAGGUACUUGGAUGAAUCGGACAUCAUGAUGGUGGAGGAGGGCUUCACCACCAGGGACUUGCUAGAGAAUCUCCUCCUGGAGGUUUCCCAGGCGGGAAGCCAAGAAGCCUUUUUUGUGGCAGAUCUCGAGGAUGUGGUGAAGAAACAUUUGCACCUCCUCAAGGCCUUGCCCCGCAUCAAGCCUUUCUAUGCUCUGAAGUGCAACCGCAGCAAAGGAGUGGUUCAGAUGCUGGCAGGGCUGGGAGCCGGGUUUGGCUGUGCCAGCAAGGCAGAAAUGGCCCUGGUGAAGAGUAUUGGAGUCCCGCCGGACAGAAUCAUCUGCACCAGCCCUUGCAAGCAGAUCUCCCUGAUCAGAUAUGCAGCUAGCCAAGGGGUGCAGCUGAUGACUUUUGACAAUGAAGUGGAGCUCAGCAAGGUAGCACGGAGCCACCCGUCUGCCAGAAUGAUUCUGUGCUUGGCUACCGACGACUCCAGGUCCUCCACCUGCAUGAGCAUGAAAUACGGCGCCACACUUAAAGUCUGCCGUCACCUGCUUGAGACUGCAAAGGAGAUGAAUGUCGAGGUGGUUGGCAUCAGCUUCCACAUUGGAAGCAGCUGUGCCGACCCCCAGCUCUUCACUCAGUCCAUAGCAGACGCUCGCCUGGUCUUUGAAAUGGGUGCAGAACUAGGCUACAAGAUGCACCUCCUGGACAUUGGAGGGGGCUUUCCUGGUGCUGAAGAGUCCAGAGGGCGCUUUGAAGAGACAGCAGCUGUGGUCAGCUCCGCCUUGGACCUAUAUUUCCCAGAAGGCUGUGGGGUGGAGGUCAUUGCUGAACUGGGGCGCUACUAUGUGGAUUCAGCCUUUACCUUAGUGGUCAACAUUGUUGCCAAGAAGGAGGUUCCCCUGGACCAGCCGGGCUCUGAUGAUGAAGACCCCGGUGGCAAGAAGAGCUUCGUCUACCAUCUCAACGAUGGCGUUUAUGGCUCCUUCAGCUCAGUCAUCUUCAACAACGUCUGCCCAAUCCCCAUCCUGCACAAGAAACCCUCUCCAGAUCUUCCCCUGCACAGCAGCAGUUUCUGGGGACCGACUGGGGAUGGGCUGGACUGCAUUGCGGAUGGCAUGGAGCUCCCAGAACUGCACCCCGGGGACUGGCUGAUCUUUGAGAACAUGGGGGCUCACACCAUGCCAGCUCCCUCAGCUCUCUGUGGGGCCCAGCAAGCACAGAUCUACUACACCAUGUCGAGAAUGGCCUGGGAAGCCGUCCAGCUCCUUCAGGGGAAACUGCUGCACCCGGAGGAAGAGGACCGGGAGAGUACAUGCACCCCCCUGUCCUGUGGCUGGGAGAUCACGGACACCCUGUGCGUUGCCCCCGUCUUCACUCCAGCAAGCAUCAUGUAAGCCGUGCCAAACAUUCACUACGGGGGCCAGACCCUCCUCCCAACAGAGUCCUGCCACACCUUCUCCCUCCUCUCUCUCUCUCUCUCUCUCUCUGGCCUGCCUGCCUCCCACAUUUUCUGCCCUUGAGUAGGAGCUGUUUUUAUCCCCACCCCCCAAUGCUGUGUGGUUUUUAAGUAUGCAACAUAAAUCCUGUUCCUCCUGA